This is a messenger RNA of Schistocerca gregaria, 1488 nucleotides long. RefSeq lists its product as uncharacterized. The record is from RefSeq and is a predicted model, not a curated record. The coding region runs from base 1 to 1488 and encodes 495 amino acids. The transcript has 4 exons. NCBI's taxonomy places the organism in Eukaryota, Metazoa, Arthropoda, Insecta, Orthoptera, Acrididae.
AUGUUACGCCGUUUGUGCCCCUGCAUCCGCCGGCGUGCCGCUGACCGCGACGAGCGCAAGAGGCUGAAGAAGAGCAAGAAGGCGCAGGCUUGUGAUGUCUCCGACACCGUGUGCAGUGGCUACACUACCCCUGCCGAGCAGCAGCCGCUGCCACCGACGCUGCCACGCCCGCCUUCACCGCCCCUACCGCCGCCUCCCACCACCUCAGGCGGCGAGACCACAACUACUGAUGAGCUGCUGCCCACCACCAACUUGGGCAGUGGCGAUGUUAGUGUUGCUGAUGACCCACUGGCCCCCACCACCUCGCCUAGUGGAGAUAGUAAUGCUGCUGAGAUGCAGCCCCCCACCUCCUUUUGCAAUGGAGACAACACUGCUGACGAUGAACCGUCUCACCCCACUGUCUUUGAAGGCAGUGACAGCACAUCCACUAAUGAACUGCUGAUCCCCACUGUCUUGCACAGUGACGAUAUUAUUACUGCUGAACUGCAGCCCCCCACGACACUUGGCAGUGGCAACAAGCUUGCCAAUGAUGGACCUCCGCAUCCCACCAUCUUGGAUGUUCGCGAUGCCACAUCCACUAGUGAGCCGCUGCCUCCCAGCAACGCUGGCAGUUGCGACUCUAAUGCCUCUGAGUCGCUGCCCUCCACCACCUUGCACAGCGUCGAAGUGUCUGCCGAUGUUAAGCCACCAUGUCCCCCCAUCUUGGAUGGUGGCUACUGCACGUCCACUAAUGAUCUCAUGCUAGCCACCGUCUUGGACACUGGCAAUUCUAUUCCUGCAGAGUCACUGCCCCCCACCACCUCGGGAAACUUCAACACAGCUGGCAGUAAUCAAAUGUUACGCCGUUUGUGCCCCUGCAUCCGCCGGCGUGCCGCUGACCGCGACGAGCGCAAGAAGCUGAAGAAGAACAAGAAGGCGCAGCCCCCCACGACACUUGGCAAUGGCAACAAGCUUGCCAAUGAUGGACCUCCGCAUCCCACCAUCUUGGAUGUUCGCGAUGCCACAUCCACUAGUGAGCCGCUGCCUCCCAGCAACGCUGGCAGAUGCGACUCUAAUGCCUCUGAGUCGCUGCCCUCCACCACCUUGCACAGCGUCGAAGUGUAUGCCGAUGUUAAGCCACCAUGUCCCCCCUUCUUGGAUGGUGGCUACUGCACGUCCACUAAUGAUCUCAUGCUACCCACCGUCUUGGACACUGGCAAUUCUAUUCCUGCAGAGUCACUGCCCCCCACCACCUCGGGCAACUUCAACACAGCUGGCAGUAUUCAAGUACUGAAUCCCACCAUCUACCAAGAUUGUGUCACCAAUACUGAAUUAUCUUUAUUGCCUCAUGUAGCUGAUGUUGCACCAUCAGCCCUACAGGGUGCGCUUCUCACUGGCCCUCCCCCAAGGCAGGCGUUCCCUAAGAUUUCCAAAAAGAAAAGUCCGUCUGAUCAGCUGCUAUAUCUUCAAGGCCCUCCACCUUUUCCCGCUUUUGGAAAUAAAAUGUAA